This is a messenger RNA of Acyrthosiphon pisum (pea aphid), 1848 nucleotides long. RefSeq lists its product as uncharacterized. The coding region runs from base 1 to 1848 and encodes 615 amino acids. The record is from RefSeq and is a predicted model, not a curated record. Gene Ontology annotation, molecular function: DNA binding; protein dimerization activity. Lineage: Eukaryota; Metazoa; Arthropoda; Insecta; Hemiptera; Aphididae. The transcript has 3 exons.
AUGGCUCCAUACAGUGGUAGACCACAGGAUAAUAUUUGGAGUUCGUUCGUUAAAUUGACUCCAAAUGGUGCAUUUAAAACUACCAGAGCGAGAUGUAAAAAAUGUUCUAAAGAAAUGUCUUCUCUCGUUAAGAGGAUGAAAGAGCAUUUGGUUAAAUGCCAAAUUGAUGUUGAAGUUGUGGAAGACCAUAACACUUGUGAUACAGGCGAUACUGAAGAUGGCCAAAGCUUAUCCAAUGGCUCCAACGAUUUAUCGAACAAUGACAAUCUUAGCAAUAACAAUAUGAUCAAUAUAUUAAAUGAAGCAUGUGAAAUUGAAACUAACACACUAACUGCCUCAACAUCUACUAUUUCUAGUUUGUCCUCUUCAAUCAUAAAAAAAGGUACACAACAAACAUCUAAAAAUGCCAUAGGAGAUUUUGUUAUUCGGACAACUCAGAUAGAUAAAAAAAGGUUUGAUUUACAGACAGCAAAAUUUAUUUAUAGUACUAACACACCAUUUAGACAUGUAGAACAUCCAGAAUUUGUAAAAUUAAUAAAUCAACUAAGACCUGGUUACAAAUUACCGAAUAGGCAUAAUAUUGCAAAUAAUUUGCUAGAUGAGGUAUUUAAUGUAACUAUUUCUGAAAUAAAAUCUCAAUUAAGGGGUAAAAGUGUAUGCAUGUCAAUGGAUGGAUGGAGCAAUAUCCAUAAUGAACCUGUAGUAUGUAUUUCUGUUUAUGACAUUAUUGAGAAAUCGGUUUUUUUGGUUGAAACAAUCGACACUCAAGAUAACUCUCAUAAUUCAGAAUAUUUAUUAAACUUAGCUGUAGAGGCCAUAAACAAUUGCCAAAAAUAUGAUUGUAUAGUUCGAAGCUUUGUCACUGACAAUGCUGCUAAUAUGGCCAAAAUGCGAGAAGAACUUGCUCAAAUUGAUGAAAUUGGUGCUGUUAAUAAUAAUGUACGUGAUAUCAUAACAUAUGGAUGCAGUGCACAUAUUUUAAAUUUAUUGGCACACGAUUUAGAAGUUAAUAGUAUAAAAUCAAAUAUCAAACAUGUCAUAAAGUAUUUUAGAAAUAGUCAUAAAAUAGGAGCCAAAUAUAAACAGGCAGGUGGUAAAACAUUAAUCUUACCAUCUGAUGUGCGCUGGAACACUUUUUCUGAUUGCCUACAGUCCUAUCUAGAGAAUUGGCAUAUUUUGAGUUCAGUUUGUUCAAACAACCGUGCAGCUAUUGACGCCACUAUAAUAAGAAAAAUAGAAGAUAUGGAAAUGAAAAGAAAUGCUGAAGAUUACUUUAAAAAACUUAAAAUGAUAUCAAUCUCAUUAGAUAAAAUACAAAAAGAUUCUUGCACUUUGAGUGAGGCUAUUGAUGUCUGGAAAGAUUUAUUAGAUUUUUUUGAAAAAAAUUGUGACUCAAGUGAGAUUGAAAAACUGAAAGAUAGAUAUGAUAUGGCUGUGACACCACCACAUUUUUUAGCCAAUAUGUUAGAUCCUAAAUUUAAUGGCACUCGUUUAUCUGAAGAAGAAUCUGAUUCAGCAUUGCAGUACAUCUACAGUUACCAUCCAAAUGUAUUAGCUGAAAUAAUAAAUUAUCAAGCACAAUGUGCUCCAUUUAAACCAUACUUAUUUAAUUCUGACACUGUUAAUAAUAUUAGUCCGAUGGCAUGGUGGAGCGCUUUAUUUAAAAGGAAAUUAAUAUCAAAUGAUCUUAACACAUUGACAAUGCAGUUAUUUACAGCUGUAUGUAGUUCGGCAGGAAUAGAAAGAUUAUUUUCAUCAUUUGGUUUUAUACAUUCAAAAUCGAGAAAUCGUUUGGGUGUCGAGAAGUGCUCAAAAUUAGUAACCGUUUUUAAGCAUCUCAACAAAUAA